ACGUGGUAGCGUCAAACCCGGAAGCGACACCGACAGCUGAGGCGGUUGGUCUCUCUUACCUGCCAGGUGCCCGUGAGAGUUUGGAACAACCAGAAGCGAAACCUAAGAUGUUAACGGGAAUAUUUUUGUUUCUUUUAGACGAAUAAACCAGCCUCGAUCCAACGAACGUGCCGCGAAACGCUGUUUUCUUAGCGGACGAUGCUCCGCCGCGGCCACGUCUGUGUUUUGCUCCUGAGCUUGUACUGUUGUGGAAGUGUGUCCGCUUGCGAAGGAGAGCCAGAGACUCCGGACUGGAGGAUGACUCUGAAAACGAUCCGUAACGGAAUACACAAGAUCGACACGUACCUGAACGCAGCGCUGGACCUGUUCGGCGGCGAUGACGGGUUGUGUCAUUAUAAGUGUGGUGAUGGUUACAAGCCGGCGCCUCGUCCCGGAUACAAGAAACCCCCCCCGAACGGAUGCGGCUCCCCGCUGUUUGGAUUCCAGUUUGACAUUGGCAUCCCAUCCAUGACCAAAUGUUGUAACCAACAUGACCGCUGCUACGACACCUGCGGCAGCGAGAAGCACGACUGCGAUGAGCAGUUCCAGGACUGUCUGGAGACCAUCUGCAGGAAUGUGCAAAGAACUCUGGGAUUGGCCCAAAGUGUCCAAGCUUGCGAGUCGGCAGUGACUCUGCUGUUUGACGCGGUUAUGCACAUGGGAUGUAAGCCGUACCUGGACAGCCAGAGGGAGUCUUGCGUGUGUCAGUAUGAAGUGAAGAAGGAACUGUGACAUCGACCGCAGGAUCAAGACUGUGGGA
Gasterosteus aculeatus aculeatus (three-spined stickleback) is the source of this 799-nucleotide messenger RNA. RefSeq names its product phospholipase A2, group XIIA (gene pla2g12a). Lineage: Eukaryota; Metazoa; Chordata; Actinopteri; Perciformes; Gasterosteidae. Gene Ontology annotation, molecular function: calcium ion binding; A2-type glycerophospholipase activity. Gene Ontology annotation, biological process: arachidonate secretion; phospholipid metabolic process; lipid catabolic process. The record is from RefSeq and is a predicted model, not a curated record. Gene Ontology annotation, cellular component: extracellular region.